ACGCCUUUAUAAAUAUACCUAAAAUUUCUUCGUGAACUGCUCAGCUGCUGUCUGCCUGAAUCAUUAUCAAAUUAAAAUAUUACCAUCAAGACCCAGACAGCCAUUCUAUCAGUUAAUCCACUGCAGCAAGUCAACUUCCCACCUAUACACCAUGACCGAAACCACCCAAUUCCACCAAUUCCCCUACCUCCCUCCCGAGCUCCGCACCAUGAUAUGGAAAGAAGCCCUCCCAAAACACGACACACCAGCGCUAUACCCGUGGAAAACGGGAUACUGGCAGCCACGCCCACUCCAGAAAUCAGACGAAGCGUGGGGGCAGCACGAGGACGUGCAUCUGUUUCUCGAGUUCCGGCAUGACCUAUUCGACCAUGUCCAGGUUGAUAUUCCGUUGUUUUUCGUGAGCCAGGAGGCGCGCGAGCUUGCGUUGGCUUGGAUACAGAAGCAGGGUAUUCAUAUCCAUACCCGUAGCCAUAUCCAAGGCCAGAGAUAUUUCAAUCACAAGCAAAGAGAUGGCAAUGGCAAUGACAAUGACAAUGGCUACAUCUUCACCCGCCCUUUCAACUCCCUAACAGACGCACUGUACAUCCCCGUGGACAAGAUGGCAGAUUUCUACAACGACCCCAUCCACCGACUCACCGAGCCCGAUCUGAUAGGGCAGAAAGCCUGUGUCGCCCCUGAUACUGCGCGGAUUGCUUUUUCCGCCGACCUAUUUCUAUACGGAGAUGUAUCGACAAUAUCGGAGCUGCUGAAGUGGUAUACUGUUUUGGACGUGCUGUUUGUGGUCGUGGAUCCGCAGCCUUGCUGGGAGGAUGCAGAUGCAGAUGCAAGUUCUGAUUCUGGUAUGCAGCAGGUCCAGGGGGAGCGAUGGGAGGUUGAGGGUAAAGAGAAGAGGACGGGGAUGACGUUUCUGUAUAGUCAUAAGCGGAAACGAUUUGAUCUGUGUGGUGGAGGUGAAGUCGUCGGUGAUGAGGCAUUGUAUGAACGGAUAGAAGAGGCAGCGAAAUAUCUCACUGGGAUUGCUGCUAAAAAGAAGAACGGGAGAUUCGAGAUUCGGCCUGUUCUUGCUGCGAGGAGAUUAUAGAAUCCAUACAUAAAAAGCUCACUUUGAUAAUUCUUCACCUGUUGUUGAUGUUCACUUUUGUAUAUCCCCUGCAACUGCCAAUCUCAGUCUUGGAUUGCCUUCCAUGCGUUAGUUGCUGUCGGUGCCUUUGGCAGAGCCAUGACACAUUGAAUAGAUGUCGUUGCUGUUACAUGGAACAGAAUUAGCUCCGAAGACCAACUGCUCCAACUAUUAUAGUUGUUCUCGCUUAGCUAUCUUGGUUGUAGCAGCGUGAGGGGGUUCUGAUUAGCGUGCCUGGCGAUGCAGAUCUG
Messenger RNA from Aspergillus versicolor CBS 583.65, 1371 nucleotides. RefSeq names its product 2EXR domain-containing protein. The record is from RefSeq and is a predicted model, not a curated record. Lineage: Eukaryota; Fungi; Ascomycota; Eurotiomycetes; Eurotiales; Aspergillaceae. Bases 152 to 1081 code for a protein of 309 amino acids. The transcript has a single exon.